Nomascus leucogenys (northern white-cheeked gibbon) is the source of this 2279-nucleotide messenger RNA. NCBI's taxonomy places the organism in Eukaryota, Metazoa, Chordata, Mammalia, Primates, Hylobatidae. The record is from RefSeq and is a predicted model, not a curated record.
CUCCUGACCUCAGGUGAUCCACCCGCCUCCACCUCCCAAAGGGCUGGGAUUACAGGCGUGAGCCAUCGCGCCAGGCCAAGUUCUGGAAAACUUUUAGUAAGGCUGAAGGCUUAGGCAUGUUUUGACCAUUUGUAACUGAUAAUGAGACUCAUCACAAGGUACCCACAAAAUUCACUGCCAGUCACCCUGCUACGUCAAAGCCUCUCCUACUUCAGCGCCUACCUAGGCAUAAUUUUAACUGACAUUUUAGCAAUAAAACUUUUAUUUGAAAAUAUCCUUGAGCCACAAAUCUCUCUGGAUUUAGAUUUCAAGCAGUAGGAAAUAAGAUGGUUUAACCUGCAAUUCAAUAAAAGAACUUCACAUCAAACUUCAAUCUUUAAGAAGCUGCUACAGCUAUAAUGUAAGGUUAAGAGUUUAUUCUUUCAAAGCAGGUCUCCUCAUCUCUUAAACGCUACACAUAUGAAGUAGAUAAAAACUCCAAUUUCUAUUUUGGUAGCAUUUAGGAUCUACAAAAGUGAUCCUUCAAUUACUUGGAAUUUCAAAAAAUAGAGGUUACCUAGUAACAAUACACCACUAGAACACAAAAUACUCUGAUUUUGUUUAGUCCGUGGGAAGAGAAAAAUCUUUAAACUGGAAAGAUUUUGUAGCCUUACAAAGAUUACAAUGGAAUUGGAAUUACUGUAGUUGUUUUUCCCUCUAGGAGGGCAGCCAUUUCUCUAAAAGUUUUGUUAAAGUUAAGACUCGGAUUUCAAAAUGCAAGCAGAUGUUGAUGAAGCAUACGAAAUGGGCAACUCGAUUUCUAUUUCGGAGCCGCAGCGACUCCGACUUUGUGCCCCAACCCUGUAAAGGGCAAAACCUCAUCCCUUCGGUGUAAACUUUCAAGAGAAGUGGGGCAGCACACUUUAGGCCUUUCACCAAAAGGCUGGCGACAUGCUAGGUCAGGUUGUCCGGAGAAUCGGGGCUGAAUGGGAGAGAUCUUGAGGGCAAGAGCCUCAGAGACCUUCAGGCACCGGGCUCGUGAAGGUUUCCACGUGCCCCUCUCUAGCUGGUCCCAGGGGGAAUUAGUGGUUGCUACAGUAGUUUAAGAGGGCCGUGGUUUUUCGCACCCCGGGCGGCGAGAUGGCGCUUUGGUGUAAGCGAGGUGUGUCACUAGUUCCAGGCGUCUGCUGAAAGAUUUGGAAUGGAAGAUGAUGGCCACUCCGAACCAGACCGCCUGUAAUGCAGAGUCACCAGUGGCCCUGGAGGAGGCCAAGACCUCUGGUGCCCCGGGGAGCCCCCAGACACCCCCUGAGCCUCAUGACUCUGGUGGUUCCCUGCCCCUGACACCGCGGAUGGAGAGCCACUCAGAGGAUGAAGAUCUUGCUGGGGCUGUCGGUGGCCUGGGCUGGAACAGUAGGAGUCCCCGGACCCAGAGCCCAGGGGGCUGCUCAGCGGAGGCUGUGCUGGCCCGGAAGAAACACCGUCGGCGGCCGUCGAAGCGCAAAAGGCACUGGCGACCCUACCUGGAGCUGAGCUGGGCUGAGAAACAACAGCGGGAUGAGAGGCAGAGCCAGAGGGCCUCCCGGGUCCGCGAGGAGAUGUUCGCCAAAGGCCAGCCCGUGGCCCCCUACAACACCACCCAGUUCCUGAUGAAUGACAGAGACCCGGAGGAGCCCAACUUGGAUGUGCCCCAUGGGAUCUCCCACCCAGGUUCCAGUGGGGAGAGUGAGGCCGGGGACGGUGAUGGGCGGGGCCGAGCGCACGGUGAGUUCCAGCGGAAGGACUUCUCUGAGAUUUACGAGCGCUUCCACACCGAGAGCCUGCAGGGCCGCAGCAAGCAGGAGCUGGUGCGAGACUACCUGGAGCUGGAGAAGCGGCUGUCGCAGGCCGAGGAGGAGACUAGGAGGCUGCAGCAGCUGCAGGCGUGCACCGGCCAGCAGUCCUGCCGCCAGGUGGAGGAGCUGGCUGCCGAGGUCGAGAGGCUCCGGACCGAAAACCAGCGGCUUCGUCAGGAGAACCAGAUGUGGAACCGAGAGGGCUGCCGCUGUGAUGAGGGGCCGGGUACCUAGGGGUGCCUCCCAGCCUGGUGCACCCAAGGAGAAGGUCCCAUUUCGUGCACACUCAGGCCAGCUGGGUCUCAAGGAGGCAGGUGGCAGAUGAAAACCACCGUCAACACCCUGUGCCACCUGAGAACAGCUAAAUCGGUUCAGACUCCCACCUCACUGUUUCCAUAGUUGGCUCCUUUGUGUCAUCUUACCCUUUACAGAGAAAUUAAAUGGCCUUGGUGGGACCAAAUGGGA